Molecule: messenger RNA, 1266 nt
Organism: Monascus purpureus
Lineage: Eukaryota; Fungi; Ascomycota; Eurotiomycetes; Eurotiales; Aspergillaceae
Source: the annotation of a GenBank genome assembly
AUGAAAGCACCUGUGGAUCUCCCACUGGGAGUCGUGUCCUUCCUCCUCCUUGCAAGCACGGUGCUUGGCAGCAGCAGCAGAAUAAACAAUCAUACAAGACCGACAGCGGCAAAAGUGUCCGUCCCCAUGCAAUCAAGCCCCCUGGGUCCUCUCUUCAACAUCACGCUUGGCACACCGCCGCAGCCCUUGACCAUGCUAAGCGACUGGACGUGGAUGUCGCUUUUUGCACGUUCUGCAAACUGCUUGGGAUCGUACAAUAUCUCAAAAUGCAUCCCAUCCGGCCAAGAAUACUUCGAUGAGAGGAGAUCACGAACAUUCGCUACGACCAAUCUUUCCGCAACUGGAUGGGAAAGAACUAGCUUCCUACCCGGAUACGAAUUCGCCGUGACGUACGAUCGGGACAAAGUCUGCAUCGGAGACAUCUGCGACAACGGGGUGGUCUUCCAGCUUUCGGAUUUCGAUAUUGCCGUUGACGAGGCGGUUCCGUUUGGUGGAAUCUUUGGCCUCUCGCCUGUUUUCCCUUCGGAAAAUGUCACAUUCUACCCGGCUUCUUAUCAGGCCUACCUUGGGGGUCAGCUGGGUCCAAAAGUGGGAUUCCAUUCCUGUGCAGCGUUGACUUCCAAGUCCACCUGCGGCGGAGGUGAUAUGCAGACUGUUUUCGGUGGUACGGCCGGCAGUGACGGUUUUGAUCCCACCGAUGUUGUUCGCUUUGACGUGGAUGUCGGGAGCUGCCUCUCUGAGAGUUCUCCGCUGAAUGUCACUCCUUCUCGAAACAAUUUCUGGGCGAUUGAGUGGACGGGGAUGUGGAUCGGAUCGGAGAAGGUGGACCUUAAUCGAGAGACCGUGCUCACCGGAUGCGCUGAUGGGACACCAAGAGCUGUCUUCGAUGAGGGCUCGGAGGGUUAUGGUGCUCCGGUGCCACUGAAUGCACUUGCUGAUUUUCUGCUUGCGACCAAUGCCACCGAAUCUGGCCCAGGCUCAGCGGUAUCGUAUUUACUGCCAGGAGUCGACGAUCUUGAUAGGCUUCCGACUCUCACUUAUGAGUUCGAGGGAAAGCAGAAUUACACCGUCUCACCGAGGACCUACGUGAGUUGUUCCGGGGGAAACUGCACGCUAAACAUCAAGACGUGGGAUUUUUACUCAAAUGGUCCUAUGGCACUUUUUGGACAGACUUUCUUCGAGACUCUUUACGUGAUCUUGGACUUUGAAAGUCUUCAAGUGGGACUGGCACCUUUGAAGAAGAGCUUGAUAGCUUCGGGGAAAUGA